Messenger RNA from Mycena indigotica, 1068 nucleotides. Its product is annotated as U5 small nuclear ribonucleoprotein helicase. The transcript has 3 exons. Lineage: Eukaryota; Fungi; Basidiomycota; Agaricomycetes; Agaricales; Mycenaceae. The record is from RefSeq and is a predicted model, not a curated record. Bases 1 to 1068 code for a protein of 355 amino acids.
AUGGCAGGGCAGGGCAAGAAACCGCACUUGUCCGGAUACAAUUAUGGCGCCAUCUCCUCUCUUGUGUUGACUGCCGACCAGUCAGCUCUCCCUCGUCGCGACAAGGAGCCAAAUGGUGCACCAACUUCACUCGUUGGUCGUGUCAAUCCUCGCGAUAUGGGCUCCCACGUUCAGUGCAAAAUGCCCAAGGACCUCGAAAAGAAGAAAAAGAAGGCUUCCGACGGCCAAGAUGCGUCUGAGAAGCAGCCUGCCAAACGAAAGACACAGGCCACUGGGUUUGGGUACACCGACAUUAUCGAGGCAACCCAGGAUGUGGAGGGCCUUACUUAUCGACCCAUGACGGCCGAAACGCGCGAAGUCUACGAACUCAUCCUGUCGUCUGUCCACACUUCCCUCGGAGACCAGGCGCAAGAUGUUGUUGUUUGGAGUGCUGCCGACAUGGUACUCGAAACUCUUAAAAACCAGAAACUGAAGGAUUUCAACAAAAAGCGCGCGAGAUUGAAGAGAUUCUUUCACCUUUCGAAAAAGAUUACCGACUACGGCGCCGAAGAUGAGACCUCGGGGGACCCCGACGUCAAAAAUAUGGAACUGGAUGACGAGGUUGGAGUUGCGGUUGUGUUCGAUGAGAAGGAGGAGCAGGACGAUGACGAAGAAGAAUGUCCGACAAAGACACUGUUUCCCCUCAUGCCAUCGACGCAUUCUGGGUCCAACGUCAAGUUGCAGAAAUCUACUCUGACCCAGUCACCGCUGCCGAGAAAACAACCUCCGUUCUCGAUCCUCGACUCCGAGUCAAGUUUGCGCGACUGCGAGAACCAACUGAUCGAGCUCUUCGAAUAUCAAAGCUUCCAUAUCACAACCAGAUUCCUCAAAAAUCGCGAUGUCAUCGUCUGGUGCACAAAGCUCAUGCGAAGUAAUGCUGAUGAGCGGGUUAACGUGGAGGUUGCGAUGAGGGAAAGGGGCGUGGGUUGGAUUCUUCGCGAGUUUUUGGAGGAUCGUCAGGCUGGCAGAUCCAAGCCGUCUGAUGCUAUGGACGUCAAUGAACAGAAAAAUGACAUGCCCAUGUCUUGA